Messenger RNA from Plasmodium malariae, 360 nucleotides. RefSeq names its product conserved Plasmodium protein, unknown function. Bases 1 to 360 code for a protein of 119 amino acids. The transcript is spliced from 6 exons. The record is from RefSeq and is a predicted model, not a curated record. NCBI's taxonomy places the organism in Eukaryota, Apicomplexa, Aconoidasida, Haemosporida, Plasmodiidae.
AUGAGUGAAGAUCUUGAAUAUAUUAGAGGCAAAAAAAUAAUUGAGAUACUUGAGGGUUUAUUAGGUUAUGUUUAUUACAGAAAACCAAAAAAUAUUGUGGAGUCUAUAAUUGAAGAACUUAAAAAAUUAGAAAAAGAAAAAGAAAUAAAAAGAGUAUUUGAUGAGGAAGACAUAAUAGCUAUGUAUAAUUUCUUAAAUUUAGAAAACAACAAAUAUAUAACAAAGGAUAAAUGUAUUUUAGGAUUAAAUCAAUUCGUGUUAAAUAAUAAACAAAGAGAGUACAUGGAAAACAUAAAAAUAGCAAACGACGUUGACUUCGAAAUAUUCAAAUCUUAUGCAGAAAAAAUUAUGAAUAUAUAA